AUGAAGAAUGGAUCUUCACCUGUCAAGAGCCAAGAGACUGCUUCUGUCGGCUUCUCCGAUGGUCCAGUUUCCAAAACUUUGGAACUUGGGUAUAUAGAGCAAAAGACUAAAGAUCCACCAAGAUCAAAUAACGUGAGUAUUCAGACUAAAGAUCCACCAAGAGCAAAUAACGUGUGUAUUCAGACUAAAGAUCCACCAAGAGCAAAUAACGUGUGUAUUCAGACUAAAGAUCCACCAAGAUCAAAUAACGUGAGUAUUCAGACUAAAGAUCCACCAAGAGCAAAUAACGUGUGUAUUCAGACUAAAGAUCCACCAAGAUCAAAUAACGUGAGUAUUCAGACUAAAGAUCCACCAAGAUCAAAUAACGUGAGUAUUCAGACUAAAGACCCACCAAGAUCAACAAACUUGGGUAUUCAGACUAAAGAUCCACCAAGAUCAAAUAACGUGUGUAUUCAGACUAAAGAUCCACCAAGAGCAAAUAACUUUGGUAUUCAGACUAAAGAUCCACCAACAUCAACUAACUUGGGUACUUAG
Molecule: messenger RNA, 534 nt
Organism: Physella acuta
Lineage: Eukaryota; Metazoa; Mollusca; Gastropoda; Physidae
Source: RefSeq, a predicted model, not a curated record